UAAUAAACACUUCAGAUGGACAAGUUCUUAAAAUUUUGUUUUUCCUUUCUAGGUUGCCUUUUCCGCUCGACGAUAGCACCGGAACCCCCCACCCUUGAAAAGACCGUCCGGGUGGGGGAAAGUGUCAGCAUUCCAUGCCCUCUGUCGACUCCAGGUGGCUCCGUACAGUGGCUUCAGAACGGAGCCCCUAUCGUUUUGGACCUGAGUUCUUCCAAACGACGCCACUGGAACAUUUCUCCCGAUGGAACGGCAGCCUUGACCAUCGGGGAUGCUCGAAGAUCGGAUGCUGGUAGAUGGGAGUGUCGAGAGUUAGGGGCAGACGGGACUGUCCGAAGUAUAGCCAGGGUUUUAGACCUUGUAGUUGGCAGCCUUUCUUCUCCAGGGUCUCCUACGGAUCCUUACCUGGAAUUGGAAGGGAGGAGACUUGUGCAUCAGGCAACUGUCACUGUUCGAGAACCACAAAGAUUGUCUCUCCACUGUGUUGUCUCAGGGGCUAUACCACCUGUUCGACGUAUUCACUGGUCAAUAGGAGAAGCAAAUCUGACAGCAGUGAGCGAGCUGUUUGUUGAGUUCUCAGCUGAGGAUGAUGCCUAUACAAGCCGCAGUGUGCUUGCUCUCAAUAUCACAAGAAGAGUUCAUGGAAAAGAACUAGUAUGUCGCGUCCACCAUGUCACUUGGCUUCAGGCCGCUGCUGUUAGUGCUUCCUUGAAUGUUUUGUAUGAUCCUUCGUUUUCUAUAUCUCGAGAACCUGGCUUCGGUUUCCCUCUGAUAGAAGGUAUGAAAGUGUCUUUACGCUGCGAAGUGGAUGCGAAUCCCCCUAGCGACCCUUUGUGGGUAAAAGACGAUGGGCCUCUUACAAUCCAACAAGACAAUCUUGGCUUCCUCAAUUUUUCAUCUAUUGGGCAUGAACAUGCCGGAUGGUACCGAUGUACGACCCAUCAUGAAUUUGGCUUCUUCGCCUCUUUCGGUUAUUUUCUCAACGUCCGAACCGCCGAAUUGCCAGUUUCGACUGCAGCAGGCUCGAAUAUUCCAGCUGGUCUGGGACAAUCUGUGAAUGUCGGGUGCAUUUCUGACGGUCGUCCUGAAGUAACGGCUGUUAACAAAUCACUGAUGGCUAUGGCAGGAAAAUCAGCUGUACUAGCAGGUCAGCUCUGCUCUACUCCACGUCCGCUUAAAGUUCUUUGGAUUCUGCGUCAUCUAGUACUUAGCCCUGGUGACGUCAAACAUCCUUAUAUCGCUUACAAUCUAACUGAGACAGAGAUCCCCAACUGCUACAUGAGCGGCCUGGAGCUGCGCCGGGUGGAGGUGGAUGAUUCAGGGGAGAUCUUGCUCAUCGUGAAGAACGCCAACGGCAUCAGCGAUGCUCAUUUUCUCCUCAACGUUACACAGGCGUCCUCGUUUUCUUUCUCCUCCUCAGCAGGCUGCUUCAGGUGGACUCUGGUGGCCUUUCUGUCUCCUGUGUGCCUUUUGUGGCUACUGCAGAACCUAUUCUUCUACGACAGCUGACCUCGGAUAUAUUCAUCUAUAGCUUCCUAGUGAAAAAUGAAGGCCAGAGAGUAGAUGAAGAAGAAUGUCUGCCAGUGUCGAGCUUCACUUUCUGGGUGCCUGUCGGAUGUUCCCCAGAACUCUUUGCGAAGGGCAUUUGAUUUUUGAUUAUUUGCAAAUAAUCUUCCCGAAUCCCCGUAUAAUGUCUGUCCAUGUCAGUGUUAUCGCUGGCCUUGUCAUUCUAAGAAAACAGAUCUCUGAAAGACAUAUUCUAGAAAAAAAUCUAGCUAAAGUGUGAUGAUCUAAGCUGAAAGAAAUUCUUGACAAACUCAGUAUUUCCUCGUCUUAUCUUAGUCAGCCAAACUUUUUGAAAACUUUUCACGACAUUUCCCUAUAAUUGCUGGACGAAUUAAACCUCUUUAAACUAUAUGCAACAGUAAAAAAUGUCUCAAAUGCAAGACAUGUGAAGCAACUUUCUGCUUAACAUAUUUGAUCGUCGCUCGCUUAUUGCUAAAAAACUGAAGUAGAACAAACAGUACAUUUCAAUCUGUAAAAGAGUAAAACCAGUUGUGCAUUGCGGCUUUGUUCAGCAGUAAACCUGAAUUACAUUGAAAAAAUUGUGAAAAAGGAUCCUGCAAGCUUAGGCAAUCUGUAAUAAAUUCAAUUUAUUUUGAUGUCAUCGAGAAAGAAAUUGUGUUCAACAUAUAACAUCCAACCCGCCAAUUAUCUUUUUCUUCUUUACAAGUGAAAGUUUUAAAAAAAUUAAGUUCGUAAAUAACAAUCAGUAUUUUUCUGAGAUACGAUGCAUAAUUAGAAAGUUAGUCAAUCAUUAUACUGUCCUAAAGGCAAUAUAAAAGGCAAAAAUUUAUGCUAAGUGAUAAUCAUUAAAAGUUCUUUUAGGAUAUUCUUAAAAAACCUUUUAAAAUGGUAUAAUUUACUUCAAAUAACAAAAAUACAAAGUAUUUUAAUUUAUGACAGUUACUAAAUAAUUUUAUUUUAAUAUCGACUAUUCUGUUUUACAAAGUGUUCGAACACUAUUUCAGAUUUAAUAAAGCAUAAAUCGUCUUAAAAUAUUUAAUAUUUUUACGCGCUUUAUCCUUCAGAUUAAAAAUUUAUUUGUAAUAACCCAUUUAAAAUUAAAUUAUAAUGAUUGUUGCA
This is a messenger RNA of Stegodyphus dumicola, 2643 nucleotides long. RefSeq names its product irregular chiasm C-roughest protein teiresias (gene tei). Gene Ontology annotation, molecular function: cell adhesion molecule binding. The record is from RefSeq and is a predicted model, not a curated record. Gene Ontology annotation, biological process: cell-cell adhesion. NCBI's taxonomy places the organism in Eukaryota, Metazoa, Arthropoda, Arachnida, Araneae, Eresidae. Gene Ontology annotation, cellular component: cell-cell junction; plasma membrane.